Messenger RNA from Alligator mississippiensis (American alligator), 1257 nucleotides. RefSeq names its product neutral phospholipase A2 agkistrodotoxin. Gene Ontology annotation, biological process: lipid catabolic process; phospholipid metabolic process; negative regulation of T cell proliferation. The record is from RefSeq and is a predicted model, not a curated record. The transcript has 4 exons. Gene Ontology annotation, molecular function: phospholipid binding; calcium ion binding. NCBI's taxonomy places the organism in Eukaryota, Metazoa, Chordata, Crocodylia, Alligatoridae. Bases 104 to 634 code for a protein of 176 amino acids.
CUCUACUGUCCAAGACCGGACUUGACUUGAAAUGUGCCUUUCUGCCCUCUCAACUGCUUCCCAUGCAGUAGCCCCGCUAUACCAGAGAUCUUUGUUUGCCUGAAUGAAGAAUCAGGUUAUUUGGGUUUCUUCUCCCAGGUCCUGCACAAAGAUGAGGAAUCUCCACAUAUUCGCAUUGCUGGGGGCUUGCAGUCUCCUGGAGGUGAAUGGGAGCGUUCUGGAAUAUCAAAAGAUGAUUAAACAAGUCACUGGCAAAGGUGCUAUCCUGAGCUAUUACGGCUAUGGCUGCUACUGUGGAUCAAAAGGCAAGGGGGAACCAAAGGAUGCCACGGAUUGGUGUUGUCAUAUUCACAACUGCUGCUAUAAAAGGCUGAAGGAGAGCAACUGUCACGGAAACACCAAGCGGUAUGAUUAUGCCUACAAGAAUGGGAAUAUAAUCUGCGCUUUGGGGAGCUGGUGUGAAGAGCAGGUCUGUGCAUGCGACAGGAAUGCCGUGUUCUGCCUGGAGAAAAACCUCGACACGUACAAUUCGCGUUUCGUUCGCUACCGAGACAGCAAGUGCACGGGAUCCACGCCUGAGUGCUAUAGGGGCUGCCUGAGUCCCUGCCAGUCCUUCAACCGAGCAUUUAACUGACAAGAUUUCCCUUGUCCAACGCUUCCCCAGGAAAAAUCAGCCCAGUGCCAGGGGUGGAGCUAUAGAAGGCCUGUGCUUUCAGAGAGCUCUUCUGUAGAGAAAAAGUCUGCAGAACUGCUUAUGAAUAAUGAACGGGAUUGACCUUCACUGUGUGAUUAGCAUACACCGGACCAAAAGAGAACGAUCUCCGGACAAUGGCUCAUACAGUGAGAGGCAAUAUGUUGGAGGCACGGGACUGGGUUCUAUUCCUGGCUCUGUUCAUGACUUCCUAUAUGAUCUUGGGCGAGGUAGUUAGUUGCUCAGUUUACCCACCUGUAAAAUGGGGAGAAAAUAAUCCUCCCUUUUCCCUACCCUUUGUCUGCUUGAAUAUUUAAACUGCAUGGCCCUGUCUCUUGGAGUGCUGCAUUAGUACAGCAUCUUGCACAACACAGCUCUGACCUCAGCUUUGCUCCAAAGGGUGCUAAAAGUAGUAUUAAGAUGGUGGCUAGCGACUGUUUGAAUAAGUAGCAGUCUCAUGGGAGUGAUGAAGGAAGCUCUCCACUGUUUCCUGUACUGACUACAGCUUGAUUUCCAUGUGCUUUGCUUAUCAUUCUGUGUCCUUUAUUUUACUUCUAAAUAAAAGG